GUUCAAUGAAGGAAUAGGAUUGAUGCAUAUCAAGGCAUAUGGAUUCGAUGACAAUCUCAUUUUAAGCGGGGCCAAUUUAAGCCAUGAUUAUUUCAACAAUAGACAAGAUCGUUACAUGCUGUUCACAAAUGUAACAAACCUUAACAAUUAUUUUGAAGACCUUAUAAAGACUAUAGCAACUUUUUCAUUUACAUUGAAGCCUGAUAAAAAUUCUUUUAAGUUAGUUUUAUCAGAUAUUCCAGAUCCAUCAUCUCAAAGCAGACUAUUUAAGAAACAGGCAUCUUUAGUUAUGAAAUGCUUUAUUGAAAAAUGGAUGAAAAAACAAGAUAUACAACUAAAUCAAUUGGAGCAAUUUGACACAAUAAUCUUUCCCGUUAUACAGAUGGCACCUUUUAGUAUAAGACAAGAUGAAAAUGCCACUCUUUAUAUCUUAGAUACAAUCACGAAAUAUAAUAAUUAUUAUCAUAAUGAAGAUGAGUAUUGGCAAGUGUUUUUUACAUCGGGGUAUUUCAAUUUUACCCAGAAAUACAAGGAAAGAAUUCUAAAUUCAAGUGCAAAAUUUCGAUUACUAGCUGCAUCGCCAGAGGCAAAUGGAUUUUAUCAUUCAAAAGGAAUUUCCAAGUACAUUCCGAUGGCAUAUACAUUUCUAGAAUAUCAAUUUUUCAAUGAUAUAAUUCGUUAUGGAAAAAGUCAUUUGAUAAAAAUAGAAGAGUAUAAGCGAUCAAAUUGGACCUUUCAUGCGAAAGGGUUAUGGUGUUAUAUGAAUAGGCAAAAGUGGCCAAGCCUAACGAUAAUUGGUUCGUCAAAUUAUGGGUACCGAUCAACCGAGCGUGAUCUAGAAGCUCAAGUAAUACUGGUAACUACGAACGAUUCUUUAAGAAAAGCUUUGCAUGAU
Messenger RNA from Racocetra persica, 895 nucleotides. The record is from the annotation of a GenBank genome assembly. Lineage: Eukaryota; Fungi; Glomeromycota; Glomeromycetes; Diversisporales; Gigasporaceae.